This is a messenger RNA of Eublepharis macularius, 583 nucleotides long. It is a transcript of the gene DAD1, whose product is annotated as defender against cell death 1. Gene Ontology annotation, cellular component: membrane; oligosaccharyltransferase complex. Lineage: Eukaryota; Metazoa; Chordata; Lepidosauria; Squamata; Eublepharidae. Gene Ontology annotation, biological process: protein N-linked glycosylation. The record is from RefSeq and is a predicted model, not a curated record. The coding region runs from base 49 to 423 and encodes 124 amino acids. The transcript is spliced from 3 exons.
UUGUUCUUCCGUCCAGCUUGUCUGAGGGAACCGGCGGAGCGCGUCGCGAUGUCUGGGGCGGCGUCGGGGUCGGCGGGCUCCGGGGCCGGGUCGGUGGGCUCGGUGGUGCGGCGCUUCCUGGCUGAGUACAGCAGCGGGACGCCGAGCCGGCUGAAGGUGCUGGACGCCUACCUGCUCUACGUCAUGCUGACGGGGGCGCUGCAGUUCGGCUACUGCCUCGGCGUCGGCACCUUCCCCUUCAACUCCUUCCUCUCGGGCUUCAUCUCCGCCGUGGGCAGCUUCAUCCUGGGCGUUUGUUUGAGGAUCCAAAUCAAUCCACAGAACAAGGGGGAAUUUCAGGGCAUCUCACCAGAACGAGCCUUCGCCGAUUUCCUCUUUGCCAGCACCAUCCUGCAUCUUGUUGUCAUCAAUUUCGUGGGAUGACCAAAUGGUCCUGGAUUUCUCUCACUUGCUGAUGCCCAACAUGAACAAGCUUGCGAUGCAUCAUAGACUUUGAUUUGUUCACUGGUGGGAACUGGUUUCUUGAAAAUAGAUGGGCUUUUUCUUCCAUUUAUAUAACCAUCAAUAAACUUCCUUUGUUAUA